Molecule: messenger RNA, 768 nt
Organism: Cyclopterus lumpus (lumpfish)
Lineage: Eukaryota; Metazoa; Chordata; Actinopteri; Perciformes; Cyclopteridae
Gene: brk1
Product: BRICK1 subunit of SCAR/WAVE actin nucleating complex
Exons: 3
Coding region: 64-291 (75 amino acids)
Biological process (GO): actin filament organization; cell motility; regulation of actin polymerization or depolymerization
Cellular component (GO): SCAR complex
Molecular function (GO): protein-containing complex binding
Source: RefSeq, a predicted model, not a curated record
UCCUGGUUGAACGCAGGGGGCUAUGCUCGAUUGAACGCUACGCUGAACUGCGACUCGUCCAACAUGGCUGGCCAGGAAGAUCCAGUGCAAAGGGAGAUUCACCAAGAUUGGGCGAAUCGAGAGUACAUCGAAGUUAUUACGAGCAGCAUAAAAAAAAUCGCCGACUUUCUCAACUCAUUUGAUAUGUCGUGUCGAUCCCGCUUGGCCACCCUCAAUGAGAAGCUGACUGCUUUGGAGAGGAGGAUUGAAUAUAUUGAGGCGAGAGUGACGAAAGGAGAGACUUUGACCUAGAAAUCAUGAUGGGAAUCCAUAGGAUCCCAGAGCUACCUGUCCAUCCCCCUCCCUGAUUUUUUGGAAUAAAUGUGAUGGAUUCCACCCUCCUUUUUAUGGGACCAUUUUUAUAUUUUAUGACAGAGUUUUGUGUCGUUUUGUCUCAUGACACUUUUGUAUAGAAGAUGUGGGUCUGUCUUGGUCUCAGUGACUCAAGAAUCCUCAAUGUGAGGAAAAACAAAAUGUGCUCCAAAAGUAUUGUUUUGAAAAGAAAAAAAUGUAAGGAGCUCAAUUAUGGAUCGGUAUCAGCGCAACUUUUGACCAUCUUGUGUUGUAUGCAUAGUCAUUAACACCUUAGAGAUUAAUGAAAGGGGAACAUCAUUGUGUGCCAAGUUAAACAAUUAAUUGUGUAGUCAUCUUUAUUGAGGACCUGCUUGUACAGUAAACUGUUUGGUGAUGUUUCAGGGUUGAAAUACUGUAAUAAAUACUGAACAAUUA